CUGUUGAAUUUUUGUUUUGAGAGCGAGAGCAUCUAGAGAGAGAAAAAUCGUAUAGUGGUUACAAUGGUACAGUAACCCAAGUUUAAUAUACACAGCACAAAGUCAAAAAGAGUCGGUUUUCUUCAAAAGCUUCAAAAUUAGGGCUUUCUGUGGAUUUUAGCUCCUGGGUUUUGGUCAGUUUGUUGCAAAAUCAGUACUUUUGAGAGGUCAUAAGCUGAAUAUUCAUCUAGUUUUUGGUGAGGUGGUGAUGAUGAUGACUUAUGGGCAGCACAACAUUGAAGGAUAGUGCAGAAGAUGACACAAGGUUCUCUGCUGUGAUGCCGAGCUUUGUUCCGCAGAUGCCUAUUUCAAAUACCGUUGGCUCAGAGGGGGGCACUUCCCAUUCUUCUCGAAUUUCUGACUUUGGGGCCCUUGAACAAUCUCUCGGAUUUCGUGUAGCAGAUGCUGCUAACAGUAGUAGAAAUCCUGUAUCCCAACCAACAAAUUCAAUUAAUCCAAUAGGAGCCUCUGAUUUCCAAUUUGGCUCAUUCAAUAAGUCACUUGCUGCCUUCAAUACAAAUUUAUCUGCUGUUAUUGCGGGGUCUCAGACAUUACAGUUGCAAAAGGGACAGCAGUUGAACUUAACUUCUGUAUCGGGCAGUCAUCGUGAGAACGGUGGGGAGGCAAAUAUGGCAGCUGCCAGUCCUCUAACUGAUACCUCAACAGACGUGGAUACAGAUGAGAAAAAUCAAAGGUUUGAAAUGGGUCAAUCGAAUGCUCUUGUGGCCUCUGAUUCAAGCGACAGAUCAAAGGAGAAAACAUUGGAUCAGAAGACGUUAAGGAGGCUUGCUCAGAAUCGUGAAGCUGCCAGAAAAAGCCGAUUGAGAAAAAAAGCCUAUGUACAACAGCUGGAGAGCAGCCGGCUGAAGCUGACCCAACUUGAGCAGGAGCUGCAGCGAGCCCGCCAGCAGGGAAUAUUCAUUUCAAACUCAGGAGAUCAGUCCUCCCAUUCAUCGGGUGGAAAUGGGGCCUUGGCAUUUAAUGCAGAAUAUGCACGAUGGAUGGAAGAGCACAAUCAGCAGAUAAAUGAGCUUAGGGCAGCGGUCAAUUCACAUGCAAUCGACACCGAACUUCGUACUAUUGUGGACAGUGUCAUCACACAAUUUGAUGAUGUUUUCAGGCUGAAAGGCAAUGCAGCCAAGGCUGAUGUUUUCCACAUAUUGUCAGGGAUGUGGAAAACACCUGCAGAACGGUGUUUUAUGUGGAUCGGUGGCUUCCGCUCCUCUGAACUUCUCAAACUCCUCGUGAAUCAAUUAGAGCCUCUGACGGAACAACAAUUAAUGGCCAUCUACAACUUACAGCAAUCAUCACAGCAAGCGGAGGACGCACUCUCUCAGGGUAUGGAAGCAUUGCAGCAAUCUCUGUCUGAGACAUUGGCCAGUGGAUCUUCUUCAGGGCCAUCGGGAUCAUCAGGAAAUGUGGCAAAUUAUAUGGGUCAAAUGGCAAUGGCCAUGGGAAAGUUAGGAACUCUUGAAGGUUUUGUCCGUCAGGCUGAUAGUUUGCGACAACAAACGCUACAACAAAUGCAUCGUAUACUGACAACCAGACAAUCAGCCCGAGCCCUCCUUGCAAUAAAUGACUAUUUCUCCCGACUUCGAGCUCUUAGUUCUCUCUGGCACGCCAGGCCACGGGAGUGAUGAACUGUGCACUCCUUUAUCAUACCAUCUUGAAGAUUGGCUCCAAUCGGUGGACCAAAAUUCACCGACAAGUUUUCAAAUGGAUCAAAACUAUAUAUAUUCCAUGUCCGGUGGACUGCAUGUGACGGCCGAGUGCUGUGGAACCAUCCUGUUUGCGGUGCAGGGAGGGAGCUUAAUUUAUUGUAUUUACGCCCCGAUCUGCACAUGUAAAUUACAUAUGUUAGGUGUUGUAUGCAAAAAUUCCUUAUGUAUGUGCCAAUAAUAAUAUGAAUAUGUUGAUGUAUCUACCAGAACUAGGAAGGGAUUGUAGAAUGGUUACUUGGGAUUUUAGCUAUAGUUUGUAAUACCAAAACCAAUUGGAAAGGAAUUUUAUUUAGGGUUGUAAUGUUUUAGAAUUUUCUUGUAAGAAAUGUCUGUUGAUUCUCUAUGUUUGCUUUUGUGAAA
Molecule: messenger RNA, 2120 nt
Organism: Camellia sinensis
Lineage: Eukaryota; Viridiplantae; Streptophyta; Magnoliopsida; Ericales; Theaceae
Product: transcription factor HBP-1b(c38)
Biological process (GO): DNA-templated transcription; regulation of DNA-templated transcription
Molecular function (GO): sequence-specific DNA binding; DNA-binding transcription factor activity
Source: RefSeq, a predicted model, not a curated record